AUGUCAUCUCGCGGACGUGACAAAACAGGUGGGAACACUGAACCUAUGCCAUUUGUCAGAAAAUUUGGUGCAGCAGCUGUAGCAGCUGCUGCAGCUGGAGAGUCAGGAAUUGUUGAAGCUGCCAAGCCUGAAGAUGCAACUGCUGGGGAGCCUGCGCUAGUUCCAGUUCAGCCUUCUGGGGAUGCCGAUUCUCCGCAUUCGCGCUCUCGGUCUCGGUCUAAUCGCCACGACAAAGAAAAAAAAGAGAAGAGGAAGAAAGGUUCACAUUCCAGAGAGCGAAGCAGACGUCGUUCGAAGUCUCGGGAGAGGCGAAAAAGGAGUAGGUCCCGAAGUCAUGAUAGACGAAGCCGUAGUCGAAGCAGACGUCGUAGAAGUCGUAGCAGAGAAAGAAGAAGCCGUAGUCGUAGUGCAAGAAGCCGUAGUAGAGGAAGACGAAGUCAUAGUCAUGGUCGCAAAAGCGGAAGACAUCAUAAAGAUCGGACUCCGUCUCUUGUUAAAGACCCUAUACCUGCAGAAGGCGAGCAAGAUCAGGCUUCUUCAGGAGUAAUCAUCUUUGCUGCAAACGCUGCGACGCGUCCGAAAGUUGUUCCCGGUGUUCUUCCGCUGUUGGUUCGCCCUGACAUAGGUAUUUGUUUCUGUACAGUCCUUUUGGCUGAAGAUAUAAGUUUUGCAGUUGUAUUCGUUUCCACUUAUCUAUUUUUAGCAGAAACAUUAACCAGUGAAAGUACAGAAACCCCUGGUGUUGAUCCAGCUUCUGCUGAAAAGAAACCACGAAAGUCAAGGUGGAGUACGACAAAAUCUUUUGUGCCAGGGAUGCCAACUAUUUUGCCUUCAAAUUUAAAGGACGAGCAACGUCAAGCUUAUUUACUUCAGCUCGAAGUCGAAGAUGCAACGCGAAAGCUCCGCCUUGGUGAUUUUAUGGGCAAUCCAGAUCCGGCACUAAGAAGUCCUUCGCCUGAACCAAUUUAUGAUGCUAGCGGGAAACGUUUGAAUACACGAGAGAUCCGUAAACGUCAAGAACUGGAACAACUGAGACAUGAAAAAAUUCAGGCGUUAUUGAAGUUGAAUCCAAAUUUCAAGCCUCCAGCAGAUUACAGGCCUCCCAUGAUUCGGUUGCAUGAGAAGGUUUGGAUACCGCAAGAGAACCAUCCUGAGAUAAAUUUUGUUGGGUUACUUAUCGGCCCACGAGGCAACACAUUAAAGGCCUUGGAAGCAGAGACUGGUGCUAAAAUCAUAAUCCGUGGAAAGGGGUCUGUCAAGGAAGGAAAGUUGGGUAGACGUGAGGGUCCAAUGCCUGGAGAGAACGAACCGCUUCAUGCUUAUGUUACCGGAACAGAUUCAGCUGUAAUAAAGAAAGCUUGUGAGAAAAUUAAUUCAAUAAUUAAUGAAGCAUUAAUGAUUCCUGAUGGUCAAAACGAACUUCGGAAACUGCAGCUUAGAGAGCUUGCAUUGCUUAAUGGUACUUUACGACCGGAAGAUCUUGCUAGCGGUGCCAGAUGUAGUAACUGCGGUUCAGAUGAGCAUAAGACGUGGGAGUGUCCCGAUGCUCCAAACGUUACGAAAACUAUAGUUUGUACGGCUUGUGGCGGGGCUGGACAUAUCGCAAAAGACUGCAAAAACCCUCGACCUGGUGGAUCAUUUACUGCGGAUGGUGGUAUGGACGAUGAAUACUCUGCUUUAAUGGCAGAACUUGGCGAGAGACCUUCUACAGCUUCGCUAGGUGAUAAAGCAAGCCCUGCUAAUGGUGUUGCAGGCACGCCUGGAAACAAACAGAAGUCUUACACCUUGCCAACCGGUACCCCAAUUCUUCGAGUCAACUUAACAAAGCCUCAGAAUCAGGGUUUUGGCGGUGCAAUGAGUCCCGGUUUUGGAAUGGUGAAAGGUGGUGUGCCCCCGCCUGGUGGUGUUCCUGGAGCGGAUGGAAUAAGCUUUUUUAACCAGCCCUCAGCAAGUUCAGUUAGGUCGAGAAUGCCGUAUUCAACUGCUCCAACUCCUUGGGGAGCCAUGCCGUCACGUGCAGGAUGGGGCGGUGUUCCUCCUCCUCGAUAUCCUAUGCCAGUUCCGCCUCCUCCUCCACCUGUCUCAUUGGGUUUCAUGCCACCACCUCCUCCGCCUCCUGCACCUGUUCCAAAAAUGGAUCUUUCAAGUUUGCUUGCUCCUCCAGCUCCUCCUCCCCCACCUCCGGCAUGA
Molecule: messenger RNA, 2190 nt
Organism: Enterobius vermicularis (human pinworm)
Lineage: Eukaryota; Metazoa; Nematoda; Chromadorea; Rhabditida; Oxyuridae
Source: the annotation of a GenBank genome assembly